Messenger RNA from Caenorhabditis sp. 36 PRJEB53466, 3752 nucleotides. Lineage: Eukaryota; Metazoa; Nematoda; Chromadorea; Rhabditida; Rhabditidae. The record is from the annotation of a GenBank genome assembly.
AUGAGCAUUUACAGGUAAUCGCGAGCCGCGCGCAGUCCGAGUCGUCUUCGAUCGCUCUCGCGCUCUCCCUGGACGGCCCCCGUCUCCAGCGGGCGCCGCCUCACUUCCGCCCCAAGCCUAAAGGUUCCUUUUACAUCCCUUCGAACCUACCGCUCUCCUUGGACCCCUCCGUUCGAACCCGCCGUUUGCAGACCCUGAGCAUCUCAUCAACUGCUGAUUCAUUGAUUGACCGAUUUUCUGAACAAAUCAAAAUGGUGCCAAAUGAGGUUUUCCAAAAGCUUCUGUACGAUCUGUUCUGCAUGUGGCACGGUGUCCAGAGACACUACGAUCCACCGAUUCCGGACAGUGAGGAGCAACGAAUGCAGAAGGUCAGUGUGUAUUCUUGCGUCAUUUAGGCGGGCGACGUCAUCUUGCGUGUCUAGAAACAGUGCGCAAGAGGUGAGACGAGCAAAGAGCACACACCUUGUAGUGUCGUAGCGGGGAGAGUAGGAGACGGAGAGGAGCAUAGAUCACGCGUAAGGUCACAGAGUGACAGGAGACAAUAAAUGUGGCAUGUGGCCAGGGUAGGGUUACUGUAGGAGGGGUACUGUAUGACAUCGCAAAGAUUAUGAUAAAGAGCUUAGAGAGAUGAUAACCAUCUUUACUGUCAUUCAGGCGAUUCUUAUAAAAUGAUCGAUUCCAGGUGAAAAAUCUAAUCUGCAAGCUUCUGACUGAAAUUGAUGGCCGCGUCAAUCGUAUCAAGCAGAACAACAAUCACCAGCGCGGACAGGAUUUCUACGAGGAAUGGACGAUGCUCACGUGGAAUGUGCUGUGCAUUACGAGCCGCCUUCAGAACAGUCUGUCCCAAGUGCUCGUUUCCAACGAGGACAAGAUGAUCUACUCCCGGCUGAACCAAGCCCUCGUCGAGCUUGUCAACUACUCGAGAGACUUCCUUCCGUUCCCUUCGAGCAAUGAAAUGGAUCCGGAGUACGUGAUGCUGAGGGACAAGAUGAACCAGACGAUGAUGAGUUUGCACGGACUCUACCGCCAGAUGAACUCGACCAUGUACCAGACUCCAAACGAUGUGGAGCACUUCCGUCUGCAUCUGCAGACAUUCGGAGACGACAUUCUCGUGCCGUGUCUGGAGCAGUACAAGACGUUCUGCAACAAGAACUGCAUGGCUCUCUGGCAGCACGUCCGUUCGGUCCAGAUCGAGAGGAUGAGGGAUCAGGUCAAGGGACACGACUCUUCCAUCGAAAACCUCGUCACCUUCUACUCCAACAUGACCUACGUGCUGGCAGUUCUCGGUGCUCGUCUCCAGGGAUUCCGUUACGAUCUGACAGUCAACAAGAAGUUGUUCAACUUCGAUCCUGUUAUCCACAUGUCUGAGGCCGUAUUCGCUGCUCUUGAACUGCUUAUGUCCAACUGUGUUCUGGCGACGGAGCCGUCCACCAGUGCUAUUUUGGUCACCAACAAUCUUUUUGCGUAAGUCUUAUCUAUGAUCGUUUCCCAUUUUUAUGGCCGAACUUUCAGAAUGAAUUGCGGAGCUCUGGCACGUGGUGUGGUGUUCAAAGACUUUGAAAUUCAAGUAGUCUCUGAAGAGACGGCAGAGCACAUCCAAUCGGAAAUGUCCCGCCAGAGACUCCUCCAACAUCCUGCUCCGAUUGGGGGCGUUCCUUCUGCUGCUCUUCUCGCAAUGAAACCGACGACCGGAACGAAGCGGAGCAACGCGGCGAGCAAUGCGGAUUCGGCCAACAACACAGCUCACAAGAAGAGCGAUGUGAACAGCAAAGAGAGUGUGAUCAUCUACCCGGUCUACAACAGCAAGAACCGUUACUGGGCUGCCACAUACCCUCAUCUUCUGUGCACAACAAGACAGAAAGGUAGACAGUCAAUUCACAAUUCGUACCAGGAUCUGUCUCCAGCCGGAGUCAACUCUACUUCGAACAACGACAAGCAAGGGAGCGGAAAACGGCCGAUCUUCUACUUCCACAUCAAAGCAACAAUGUUCUCUCCUUCGGGAAGAUUCGCCACUGCUCACACUCUCUCCCUUCCGUUCACCAUCGCGACCAGGAGGAAUCAGGACUGUCAGGUGCAGAGAAUGAUGUCUUCUUACACUGCAACCAUCUUCUGGCUCUACGGAUACAACAGUCAAGACGGUCUUCUUCUCCAGUGGAUUGACGGAGGAAUGCACUGGGACCAUUUCAAGCAUCUGUUCAAGCAGCACUUCAAAGUGAACGCAGAUGUGCAGAGGAGUCUGAUCGACAACGAUUUCGAACUUCUCAAAUACAAACUGCAAUGUCCUGACUGUUGUUCGGGCCAGGACGGUGCGAGAGUGAACGGAGUACAGCGUAAGUUUCAGAGUGAACCUGUGCUAAUCAGAAUUGACAUUUCUUUCAGAGAUCGUCACAUUCAAGAAUGUUCUCUGCCCUCACCUCCGUUAUGAAUGCAACAGCACGAAUGUCCGUUUCUCUGUGUGGCGUGGAAUGCUGGAACUUCUCCAAAUAUUCCAUGACACCCGGAACAAUGUUCGCAAAUUGUGGGAAAUGGGAUUCCUGAUGGGAUUCCUCGAGUUCGAAGAGGUGGACAGUCUGUUGGAGAAGCACAAGUCUGCGCUUAUCAUGCGUCUUUCGUUUGUCACUGGAGGUGAGUAAAGAGGCCGAAAUGUCACGGAAAUUGCCGUCUUUUCGGGGGAGAAACGCGGUCGUCCGAUGACCGACAGGGCGUCGGAAUUCGUGACGAUCAUCACGAUUACAAAGUUCAGGUUCUCAGACAAAGUGAUCUGAUUGCAGGAACCAUUUGUUUCACCGUCAAAUCACUCGCUCACACUUUGGACCCUCGUGCGACUCGCCCGAUCCACUUGGAGCCUCUGGACCUGAAAAGACUCCAGCAGAAAUGUCUGAAAGAUUAUCUGAGAGACAUUGCGGACGCGGAAAAGGUGAAGUAUAUUCUGACGGCCAACCAGGAAGUGCUGAGAAUUGAUGAGAUGCUCGAGACGAUCAAAGAGCUCGGAGUGAAGCCGGAGAGUCCAUCGGAGAGCAGGGACAUCUCGAGUAACAUCACGCACAUGGGCGACAUCGACACCAUGCAGCACAUCAAGUUCACUGCGAUGCGGAUUGCGGUGGUCACUUGCAAAGUGAAGCCUCCGUCGGCUGAUCAGGAAGAAAACGAUGCAAAGUGAGUUGCUUCCGCCCUUCACCAAAUUACUCCAUAUUUCCAGAGGUCUCAGUCGUCUGACAGCCACAUUCGGAACGCGAGAUGACGAAUUCCUCCGCGAGCUCGUGCAGCUUGCAAACUCGUACGGAAAGAGCAAGCAAGAGCUCAUGGAGACGCUCGACUACGUCCACGACCCGUUUCAGCCAGGCCCGAUCCGAAAGGCUUCCUCCAUCUAUGAGGGACCGCACACCCUGCCGCUGGCUCCCGCCCCCAUCACGCGCCAAUCCAUCAACAUGGCGCCCACUUUGAUCUCGCCCCCUCCGGCCAAGGUACGUGCUCCCUCCGCGCGCACGUCCUCUUCUUACCGAACCUCGCCAUUUGAGUUGGUCCGCACCGAGUUCGAGCUGCAGCCGUCGAACGCGAUGAUGCGAGUGAGCUGCUCGCCGCCGAAGGUACCUCCUUUGGUGCACUCCUUGUUCCCGUCGAUCCAUGCUUCCCAACUGACCGACGCAUUUCAGCCCCCAUCCCAGUUGCCGUCGCCCAAUCAGACGACCCUCCCCCACAUGUACAACGGCGUGCCCAUGAUCUACGAACAGCAGCCUCGUUUCGAGUUCUGA